CGCUCAAGCUUCAGUCUGAAUUCAGCUCUCGUCUUAAAAACAAUAGUGUCAUAUUCAAGAUGAAAUACUUUAGAGUUUAUUGGCUUCUGAUUGUUCUGCUGCUUUUUAUCAGCUCGGAAGAUGUUCUGGCGGCCCCGAAGCGAAAACCCAAGCCAAAAUUUCACCUUCCUAAAAUCAACAUAAAUAUUCAUCACAAUAAUAUUCAUAUUGGAUAGCAGCAGAUUAUCUUAAUUAGUCCUAAAGAAUUCUGUUUCUCAAUCUUUGCUAAGUGUUUAUAAUAAUAAUGUCAUAAUAUUUAUUUUAAGAAGCUAAAAAACA
Drosophila ananassae is the source of this 318-nucleotide messenger RNA. RefSeq lists its product as uncharacterized. The record is from RefSeq and is a predicted model, not a curated record. Lineage: Eukaryota; Metazoa; Arthropoda; Insecta; Diptera; Drosophilidae. The coding region runs from base 60 to 215 and encodes 51 amino acids. The transcript is spliced from 2 exons.